UCGACCGAUGAAAAUCCGCAACAUCACUGUUGUCCCACUGGCGCCUACUCGUGGUGUGCGUACAACGCUGCUCAAGCAAACAAAGCUACUUAUAAACAUCCAGCCCCUUUACACCCAGAAGUCUUUACAAAAGAAUAUUCUUCCGAUAUACGAAGAUUUAUCACGAGACGAUCUACUGGAGCGUUGCAUUGGCGGUUUCACUCAAAACGAUAACGAAUCUUUUAAUGUGACUGAGUGGCGUUUAGCACCUAAACAUUUGAAUUGUGGAUCAAAAAUAAUAGAAAUUGCGGCAUAUUUAGCUGCAGGAAUAUUCAAUGAUGGAUAUUCAUUUGUCCUUAGAGUCAUGAACGAUCUGAAACUGCCAAUUGGCCUGGAAUGUAAAAGGUUCGCAGAUUCGUACGACACCAAUCGAGUGAAGAGACAAAAUCUACGCUCAUUAAAUUCGUCCAAAGAGGCCAGAACUGCUCAAAAAGAGAAGAAAACAGCAGAGAUGGGUGAUUUCCUUGAAGUAGAAGGCUUGCUCUAUGGUCCUGGCAUUGCUGAUUAAGCUUUGGUAUUUAUAAAUCACUUUAAACUCUACUUUUCAAGAACGAAAACUUAAAUCGUUUUUCUCGAAACACGUUUUUUUCCGCGCCGUGCAGCAUAACUCGAAAAGUUUUCAACCGAUUGACUUGAAAUUUUACAGAUAUUCUUUAACUUAUUGGCCUUUGCAUGAACCUAAAAUUUUAUAAAAAUUGUGAUAUUAA
This is a messenger RNA of Vollenhovia emeryi, 746 nucleotides long. RefSeq lists its product as uncharacterized. Lineage: Eukaryota; Metazoa; Arthropoda; Insecta; Hymenoptera; Formicidae. The record is from RefSeq and is a predicted model, not a curated record. The transcript has a single exon. The coding region runs from base 8 to 547 and encodes 179 amino acids.